Molecule: messenger RNA, 831 nt
Organism: Lecanosticta acicola
Lineage: Eukaryota; Fungi; Ascomycota; Dothideomycetes; Mycosphaerellales; Mycosphaerellaceae
Source: the annotation of a GenBank genome assembly
AUGGGAAGAGACGCUUUGACCGCGGACAUUCUGUUGAAAGAUGGCGCGCAACCCGCAAAGAAGCAAGACGUCGUACGCGUUUGCACGACACACCUGGAGUCCGAAUACUUCGGCCGAGUGUACCGACCGGGUCAACUGGCGUUGACCUCGACAUUGCUCAAGCAUAAUAUGCAGAUGAGCCAAAACGUUGUUGCCGGUCUGGUCGCAGGCGAUAUGAAUGCUAUCGAUAAGUUCGAACAUGAGUAUCCAAAGGCAGACGAUGUACGACUCCAGGACGCUUGGGAGAAUGGACCCGAGGGAGAAGUCCCACGUCUAAAGCCAUUCCAGAGAGAUGUAACUAAUGGCCAAGCGAGGGGAAAUACGUGGGGCUACCAACGAGCGAAUGGCAAAAGGGACGGCAAACGCAUGGACAAGAUCCUGUAUACAGGUGCCCCGAAAUACAUCCCGCUAAGUUUUGGUGAGCAACUGACAAGAGGCAUAAGACGCCUGGGUGUCGACUUGAAGACAAUAGUGGAUGCCUAUAGGUACGAAUAGGAAACAAUUUCCUUUCGCCGGAGUGGCAGGGGGAUUAAAAAAGUCAGUACGGUGUUCUGCUCGUUAGAGCGAAUGGAAGAUCUCCGUCAACUUGAAUGCAGUCCCGCCAAAGAUGCGUUCCUAAUCGACCCUCCUUCCUGGGUCAAAGAUGCAGUCCUGACCACGACGCCUGCCUGGGUCAGCGAUCACUAUGGUAUUCUGGCAAAAUUCCAAGUAGGAGCAAGCGCCAACAACUCCAAAUCCCAGCACGCUGGAUCGUUCGAGACAGAGAUGCCAGCCAUUGUUACCGAGACCUAG